This is a messenger RNA of Pyrus x bretschneideri (Chinese white pear), 1899 nucleotides long. Its product is annotated as APO protein 4, mitochondrial. The record is from RefSeq and is a predicted model, not a curated record. Gene Ontology annotation, molecular function: RNA binding. The coding region runs from base 485 to 1486 and encodes 333 amino acids. Lineage: Eukaryota; Viridiplantae; Streptophyta; Magnoliopsida; Rosales; Rosaceae. The transcript has 5 exons.
UUCCCUCUCUCUCUCUUUCUCUCUCUCUCUCUCAGAGAAGCCUUUUGUUUCUCUCAAACCUCUCUUUGCCUUGCUUUCCGAUCUCCACUUCUCUAUGUGCCUUGCUUUCUUCCAGAAAACGCUCAAGUCAGUCAAAUUGGUUUAGAUCUAUUCGGCGGGGGUUAAAACGGCAACGCUCUCUUGCUGAAAAAUAGCGAAUUUGGUCUCGAUUUGAAGAAAAUUUGAAGCCCAUAAAAGAUUGCAUCUCCUGCUGCCGAUGUGAUUUGGGAGAUUGGGUUUUUCGAGUUUGUGACUUUUCUUGAAGGCUGCGAGGACCUCUGUGUUUAAGUUGAAGUAGCUAAAGUUAAGAAAGAACAAUUGUGGCUUAAAGUCUUCAUAUUUGGAAGUUGAAUCUCAGUUCGAUUCUACCAACCGCCGCAACCGUUCAGACUUUCCCAAAGAUGUGAUUUAUUUUGUGUAAAAUUUUUGGCACCAAAACGAAAUUAUGGCAUUGAGGAAGAAAUUGUGCGAGAGAUCCAAUUUCAAUGGCAAAAUUAUGGACAGCUUUGCAAGGUAUUACAGCUCGAAGAUGGACUUAAGGAAGCUAAAGCCUAUGAUUCAAAAGAGAAUCCAAAACCGAGCUAAAGAUUACCCAGUGCCGGCCAUGUUACCAGUUGCCCAGGAGGUCCUUGAUUCCCGGAGGCUCGUUAUGCAAGGUGUCUCUACUCUCCUCAAAAUGGUACCAGUUUUGGCCUGCAAGUUCUGUCCAGAAGUAUAUAUAGGUGAGAAAGGCCACUUAAUUCAGACUUGUUGUGGCUUCAAACGUCGUGGCAAAAAUCGAGUUCAUGAAUGGAUAGUUGGUGGUUUGAAAGAUGUGCUUGUUCCAGUAGAGGCAUUUCACCUCAAGCACAUGUUCCAGGAUGUUAUAAAACACCAUCAGAGGUUUGACUUUGAACGUGUUCCUGCAGUUGUCGAGCUAUGCUGGCAAGCAGGGGCACAUGAUGGAAAUCAUUUAAAUUGGAACUCUGAAAGGGAUUGUGUUGGCGUUGAUGGAGCUGAGUCUUUGUCAUCUGAUGAACUGAUUCUGGUUGCCAGUGGAACUUUGAGGGCAUGGGAAAUACUUAGAAAUGGCGUGGAGAAGUUGCUGAUGGUUUAUCCAGCGAAAGUCUGUAAACAUUGUUCAGAAGUUCAUGUUGGGCCAUCUGGGCAUAAGGCUAGGCUUUGCGGAAUUUUUAAGUAUGAGAGUUGGCAGGGAACCCAUUUUUGGAGGAAGGCAAAUGUAGAUGAUCUUGUAACUCCAAAGACUGUAUGGCGGCGGCGUCCUCAGGAUCCUCAAGUGCUUUUGAAUGAAGGGAGGGGAUUUUAUGGGCAUGCUCCGGCAGUAGUAGAACUAUGCACACAGGCAGGUGCCAUUGCACCUCCAAAGUAUCACUGCAUGAUGAAACUGCAGGGUGUAAGUACCAUACUUGGAGAUCAAAGGUCGCUCCACCCGAAUGAUCAAAUGUAAAUGCCUGUUGAUUCGAAGGUAGAAUAUUGAACCUAGCAGAAGCUCCCCAGGACUGUUGCAUUACAGAUGUGUGUAGAAUUGCUUAUAGCUGUAACGCUUGAUGAUCUGAAAUGGGAAAACGAAACACCACAAAAGCUCCCUUUGGAUGGUCUGAUCUUCAUUCUUGAAAAUGAUUGUAACAUCCGAUGACUGACAACGGAGUUCAAGAUGGGUCGCAAAAUCAACUGAACGCGUAUUGCCCCCUUCAGUUGGAGCAUGAAAGAGCUGAUCGAAUUUUUAGCUUUGCCUUAGCUAUGCAUGCAGAAACAGGAACGCGGAAAUUUAAUUCAGCUUUUCUUGUAUUUAAUGAUGUUUUAGAUGGUUAAUUCAACUUAAUAAAUCAUUGGAACGCAUAUUACUUAUGCUUCUCUGUA